Capsicum annuum is the source of this 3196-nucleotide messenger RNA. RefSeq lists its product as uncharacterized. The record is from RefSeq and is a predicted model, not a curated record. NCBI's taxonomy places the organism in Eukaryota, Viridiplantae, Streptophyta, Magnoliopsida, Solanales, Solanaceae.
UCUAAGGGUAUCACCCGUUCACCAUACGCCGCGUAGUAAAUUCCUUCUCAUAAACCGGUCUGAUACAAAGGACCGGCUCCAUUUCCACCAUCCGGUUCAACCAUCACCUAUAUAAAUUUUUCAUCUCGUUUCCUCUCAUCUCGUCACUCCACAUUUCUCUGUCAUCAACAAUCAACAGUCAUCGCAGCUCCGGUUAAUUCCACCGCCUCCAACCGCCGGCGCCGGUGAAUCUCCGAUCAAUACGAAUCCUGUGAAGAGUCUCGAUGUUAGCUUCAUUUGUUCGUAUAAAUAUAAAUAUUCCUUCCUUGUCUUUUCAGUUAGCUUAGCGUAGCUAAAACCCUAACCCUUUUCUUCCAAUUUAAUCCUGAUUAAAUUGAAUUUAAUGUUAAAUUUAUCGGUAAUCUCGUAUUUAAGGUUUAUGAAAAGAAUUGAAGAGAAGAAAUUUGCGUAUAGUUUGACUCGGAAGUGAAAUUGAGGGACUAGGGUUAUCACAUCUCUAUUCUGAAGUUUUUUAUAUUAUUAUUGAGAUUGAAAGCUUUGAUUACGCUGUAAUCGAAAAGAAGACUCACAAGAGGGUUUUUGAAACUAAUUUGUAUUGUUUAUUGUUUAAGACGGGACGAUAGGUGUGGUGUGAGGAUUAGUGGAAAAUGUGUAUACUAUGUCAGAUACAAAGAUGGUCUAGAGGGGUAGCUACGAUGUUACCAUGGUUGGUGAUUCCGUUGGUUGGAUUAUGGGCGUUAUCACAGUUAUUGCCACCUGCAUUUCGGUUUGAAAUUACAUUGCCAAGGUUAAUUUGUGUAAUGGUGCUUUUGUUUACCCUUGUUUGGUAUGAGGUUUUUAUGCCUUGGGUGUCAGCUUGGCAAGUGAGAAGAAUUGCUAGGAAUAGAGAAAGGAAGAGGCUUGUUGCUAUUGAAAUGGAGAAAUUGAGGAAAAUUGCGACGAGGAGGUGUAGGAAUUGUUUGACUCCAUAUAGAGAUCAAAAUCCUGGUGGUGGGAAGUUUAUGUGUUCUUAUUGUGGGCACUUAUCAAAAAGACCUGUUUUAGACUUGCCUGUGCAGCCGGGUUUGGGGUUUUUGAAUUCCGGGAUUUUGAAAGAUUUAAUUGGGAAAGGCGAAAAGAUAUUAAACGGGAAGGUUUGGCCGGACAGUAGGUGGAUGUGUGGACAGGAUUUGUCAGAGAAUGGGAAUUGGGUAAGGGGUUCUUCUGUUGGGAAGUCAAGUUCUUGGAGCAAGAAUUACAGUGGUUUUUUCGAUAGGGAGCAUUGCUUAGCAGAAAGGUCAUAUUCUCGUGUUUUUAAUUUAGCUUGCAAGGCACUGACUGAUUUCUUUUCUAGUAUAUUAUGGCUCUGCAGAUUUUUUUUGAGAAUUAGUUCCUCCAGAAAUGAGGAUGCUUCAAUGGAUGCCGAGCAAAGAGCAAUGUUGGAUAAGAGAAGGGAGAAUGGUGAGAAUUUUCAUGAGAGUAGAUGGGAAAAAUCUCGAAGAAAAGCAGAAGAAAAGAGGCUGGCUAGGUUAGAGAAGGAGCUGUUGGAGGAGGAGGAGCAAAAACAAAGAGAGGAGGUUGCUAGAUUGGUGGAAGAGCGCAGGAAAUUGCGAGAGGAACUUUCUGAGGCUGAGAAAGAACAGCGUAAAGUGUCACCCUCUGAUAAGGUACGAGAGAGUAAAAGAGAAGCAGAAAAGAGGCGUCAAGAGAAGAGGAAAGAAAGGGACAGGGGUUCUAGCAAAAGCAACUCAGACACAGAAGAGCUGGAUAAAAGAGCAGGUAAGGGAAGUGAGCGAAAUAAGUGUGAUGUGAGUGAUAGAAAGCAACACCACAAAAAUAAGCAAGAAGCUGUUAAAACACAUAAUGCAGGAGUUAUUCAUGGUUCUAAGGGUGCUUCCACAAGCAUUCACAACCAUGGGAAUGCUGGAACUCGGUACUUGGAUAGUAUGAAGGGUACGUUUUUAUCAUCUUCUAGAGCAUUUACUGGAGGUGAUCAUUUUGGAAAGAGUAAUAAUUCCUCUACUGUUCCAAGAGAACACAAUUCUAAAACUGGCAUAGACCAUAUUCAAACCCAUGCCUCGAGGAGGGAACUAUCGCAACCAGAUAGGGUAUCUGGAGAACUGAACCCAAAUGGGGACGACAUGAGCAUCAACCGUCCUGUACUUAUUGAAUCUCAACCAUGUACAGCUCCUAAAAAAUCAUGGCAACAAUUAUUCACACAUUCAACUGCUGUUUCUCGUACGACUUCAAAUGUAAUAGGCAGACCGUGUGUUAAGCCACAAGCAGAAGUUCAACCACCAGCUAACCCUUGUCAACCUCCAUCAAUGCAAUCCUUUGACAACCCCAUUAACUUUGGACUCCCGUCACCUUUUCCUUUAUCUACCUUUGCUUUUGGAUCCACAAAUAAUGGUACAACUCUUCCAUUAUUAUCAGAACCAUUGUUUCCUCUAGCUGGAGAUGGUGCAGGUCAGUUAUUGCCAGAGGAGUCAGAGAUUUUUGAAGAUCCUUGUUAUGUUCCGGACCCAGUAUCAUUGCUUGGACCCGUAUCUGAGUCACUUGAUAACUUUCAGCUUGAUGUUGGGUUUGUAUCAAAUGCUGGAUUGGACAAACCAUGUCCUGCAAAGCAUGUUAACGUCUCUUCUGAAGUUAUCAGACCAUCUCCAAUUGAGUGUCCAAUAUCAAGAUUGUGUGUUCCACAGGAGAGGCAUGCCGAGUCUUUUCCUUUUCCUCGCACUCCUAAGGCUAAGGAUGUACGCACUGAGCCACCAAUGAAUGUUUCAAGUAAUUCAAAUGAUAUGGGAACAUGGCAGAUGUGGAAUAGUUUUCCACUUGGUCAUGAUGGUCUUAGUUUAAUUUGUACUCCAGCCAACUGGCUUUUAAAUCCAGAGCUUAACAGAUCAAACAUGGAAGAGAUAAUUCCUUCUGCACCUCCAAAGACCAUGGCUUCACUGUUUAAAAAUGACGAUCACACCCUGUCUGUCUCUCAUUCUCCACAAACAGUAUAUAGAGGAAAUUUCCAGAACGGUGUGGCACUUGGUCCUAAUUUGCCUAGUAGUGCUGAAAAUGGGUUCCAAGAAGCAGUCUUUGGUACAUAUUCUAGACGGGAAAGCCAAUUUUCUCCCAAUCCUGAGAAUGCUGCUCAGAAUGAAUAUGAGAGUCCUAAUGCUCCCGUGACAAGCCAUCCAUUUGAGUUGUCUCCACUUGAUUGUUGGGCCAA